AUGUUACGAUUAUCCCCGUUCCUGAAGCCCGGUUUAUCGAAACGUUUCUCGAACGUCGGUCGUUCGAAGGAUUGGCGGUUCGAGAUAGGCAAAUUAGCGUUCAAUUUGUCGCGAUAUAACAGGUACGGUCUAUACACGCACGAUAUCCUGAAUUUCUACGAGCCGAUAAUAGAAGAAGUCCUCCGCCGACUACCAAAGGACGUGCUGGACGCCAGGAAUUUUCGGUGCAUACGAGCGGCACAAUUGGACUUCAUGAAAACGUAUCUACCCAAGGAGAAAUGGAUCACGUACGAGCAAGAUUUGGAGUAUCGGUAUAUGGAGCCGUACAUACAGGAAAUCAUCGAGGAGAGGCAAGAGAUUUAUGAUUUUGGAUGCACCAACUACAGAGAGUAUGAUUGGCCCUCCGGUGAAGUCAAGUGAAGUGUAAAAUGGCUGA
Messenger RNA from Megachile rotundata (alfalfa leafcutting bee), 436 nucleotides. RefSeq names its product cytochrome b-c1 complex subunit 7-like. NCBI's taxonomy places the organism in Eukaryota, Metazoa, Arthropoda, Insecta, Hymenoptera, Megachilidae. The record is from RefSeq and is a predicted model, not a curated record.